UCAAAUAGUUACUAAAUUGAUUCUUUCGGCUAAUUUAUCAAAAUUAAUAGUUAUUGACGCUACAUAUUUGGUUUAAAAGAUCAAAAUUUUCUUUUGGAAAAAAAUAAAAAGUUAUUAUAAUUAAAAGAAAAAACCUAGAAAAUUUUAUUGCUUUGAAAUUUUAUCUUUUGAUAAAAAUAUUUAAACAUGGAUCCUGAAGUUAUUGAUAAAAAUUCAAUAAAAAUUGUGGAAAGUAUUAUUGAAAAAUUUAAUUUGGCAAUAGAAAAUAUUCAGUCAUCUGCAACCGACCAAUUAGAAAAUUUGAUUUCUACAUUUGAAGACAUAAACAAAGAAGAUAACAUAAUUCAAUUAACCGAACAACUUAUUCAUAAAUCAGAAUCAUCGAAUGAUUUGUCUAUAGGAGAAUGUAUAUCAAAUGUCAGUUCCGUUUCAAAUCCAAAAGAAACAUCAGGAUGGUUUAAUACAUGGUGGUCGAAAGUUGUAAACCACAAAUCAAGUGAAAAAAAUUUAAUAACAUCUAUUACAUCAAUUAGCUCUACUAAUGAUGAGCUAAGUGCAGAUGAAUCUGCGUUAAAUCAAGCAAAAAAGUCUAUAAAACAGCUAGAAGAUCAAGGACCGGCUGGUCUAGUUCACAUUAGUGCUUUGAGUAAUGUCGUUAACAGAAGAAUACUCGUAUGGACAUCAUCUACCAAUUUAUAUCACGAUACAGGAAAAAAACAUCCCGGUGAUCCUAUUAAUAUACAAUUUCAUUCUCAACCCGAAGAAAUUCAAGGACAUUGGACGCUUUUAGGUAACGAAGAUCCCAAUGUUGAAGCGGAUUUAAAUGAUUGUCUCUUUGCGACAAUUGCAGCUCAAACUGGUCACAAACCAGAAGAAUUACGAGCUGCAACCGUUGAGAAAAUGCGAAAAAAUAUUCGAAGUUUGGCUAAAAGAAUAAGUGAAUUAGCAAAACAAGAACAAUGCGGAAAAAUUGUUCUUAUGGUCGGUGGCGCCAGAUAUGAUGGCAAAUCAGCUAAUGCAGCCAAAAAAAUUCUAGACAAUUCUCAAUGUGGGAGAAGUCAUCCCAAUCAUGCUCAUGGCCAUCCAAGAGGCCAUGCCUCACACCCAUCAGCAUCUGGCGCGACUGAAAGCGCAGAAAAUUAUUCUAUUGGAACAUGGAAAACUGCAUUUUUAUCACGGAAUGAUCAAGAUGUAGUUGGUCAUCUUGCAUUAAAAACAAGAACUGCUCAAGUAGCUAUGGAAAGACUUAAUCAGGGCGGAAUAAGGCAGGUGGUACAUAUUCCAUCUUCUCAAAUUCAAGAACAAUUACCACAAGGAGCUCAUUUUAAUAAUGGUCGUAUGGGAAAUGUAGAAAAUAUCAAAGAUUUGGUGUUGGUACUUCAGCAUUUUGCUGGACAUUAUGGUGAUCCAAGCCAUGAUGUUUUUGUGCACACUUUUUAUCCCAGACUAAAUUAAUCAUUUGUAUAUCUAGAAAGUGACUAUAUUCUGUAAUGAAUUAAGAAAUUUUAUGAUUAACAGCAACAGCCCGUUCAUGUAUCAUUUACAAAAUAUUAA
This is a messenger RNA of Chelonus insularis, 1554 nucleotides long. RefSeq lists its product as uncharacterized. The coding region runs from base 187 to 1455 and encodes 422 amino acids. NCBI's taxonomy places the organism in Eukaryota, Metazoa, Arthropoda, Insecta, Hymenoptera, Braconidae. The transcript has a single exon. The record is from RefSeq and is a predicted model, not a curated record.